GGCGUGUGCGUGCGUGCGUGCGUGCGUGCGUGCGUGCGUUGGUGUGUGUGUGUGAGAGAGAGUGCGCGAAUCGCGAGUGUGUCACACGCACGCGCGACGCGUGUCGCCACUCCGUCUGCUAUUCCGUUUCAUUUCUUCGUCCUAGGAAACUUAACGACCGAUCCUUCUUUCUCUUUCUCUCUCCCUUUCUUUUUCUCUCUUUUCUCUCUCUCUCUCUCUCUCUCUCUCUCUCUCUCUUUCUCUCUCUCUCUCUUUUUCUUCUCGACCACGAUCGCAAAGAGACGAAGACGUCAACGACCUGUCGACGAGCUCCGACGCGACAACGAGCAUUCAUAGUGACCGUUACGACUUGUUAUUUUCUUUUUUCUCUCCUCUUUUCUCCUUCUCUCAUCGGCGAGAAUAACGCGCGUCCGUAACCGUUGUCGAGGAAGAAACAUGCGCGGCGAAAAUUGGAGAAGGAGCACGGCUGUAGCUGCAACGAGGAGCCAUCAACGCGAACAAGAGGAAGGCGACGUCACGCUACCGCAUGUGACUACCACCACCACCAGCGUAUUCGAGGGCCGAUUCUCUUCCUCCCCCUCAACCACCACCUUUUCCUAUAUUUUUUUCUUAACUUCUCAACUUCAGUGAAAUAAGAAAAAGAAGAAGAAGAAGACGAGAGAGAGAGAAAGCCGAGUUCUCGCGAAAUCUCACGUGUUUAUUGGUGUCUUUUCGUUUCUUACAAAAAGAAGAAGAAGAAGAAGAAGAAGAAGUAGAUAAAGGAAAAGAUAGAAAAGAGUGACCGUGAUUGGUGCGUUCAUAUCAAACCGAUAUAAACUUAUUCCGUUGCAGUAGGUUAAUUCGCAAAGUGAAGAGAUAUCUUCCUCUCGCCUCGUCGUCGAGAGACUAAGAUAAAGAAUCCUGGCAGCCUUUCGGUAUUUCUCGAUAAAAUCGAGAGAAGGAAGAUGAGACGUCGUAUCACCGAGGUCACAUCCUCGACGAUGCACCCGGUGCUCUUCUGUUGGUGUGUCGCCGCCAUUUUUAGCGUCGCCUUAGCGGCAUGGCAGGAGAAUGUGCGACCGAAGAUGUAUGUUCAAUUAGGUGCCGAAGAUGUGUUCAGGUUUACGGGAAAUGAAACGCACACAGACUACUUUCGGUUGGUGCUCAGGGAUGCCAACUAUCUUCUCGUUGGUGGAAGAAAUUUAGUGCAUAACCUGAGCUUGACCGAUCUGACGGAGCAACAAAGGCUUACGUGGUAUUCGACGGAAAAGGAUGUAAAGAUGUGCGUAGUUAAAGGUACGCCGGAGGAAAACUGCCAGAAUUAUAUACGAAUCCUCGUGAAGACGAACUCGAGCACCCUUUUGGUGUGCGCAACGAACGCCUUCAAACCGAUGUGCCGCGAUUACCUAGUACACGCAGGUAAUUACACGAUGAUCAAGGAAAAAGCAGCACAAGCUAUGUGCCCUUACGAUCCUCAACACAACAGUACCUACGUUUAUGUCGACGGUGAACUUUACACCGGAACUGUCGCCGAUUUUGCUGGAAUGGAUCCCAUUAUCUACAGGGAACCCUUACAAACCGAACAAUACGAUUCGAUGAGUCUUAAUUCUCCAAAUUUCGUGAACUCCAUGUCCCAAGGAGACUUUGUCUAUUUCUUCUUCAGGGAGACCGCCGUCGAAUAUAUAAACUGCGGCAAGGCCGUUUAUUCUCGCGUGGCGAGAGUCUGUAAAUACGAUCGGGGUGGACCCCAUCGUUUCCGUAACAGAUGGACGUCUUUCCUCAAGUCUCGACUUAAUUGCUCCGUCACCGGGGACUUUCCUUUUUACUUCAAUGAAAUACAGUCAACGACCGAACUGAUAUCCGGACAAUACGGAAGUUUAUCAGCCCAGCUGAUAUACGGCACGUUCACGACCCCGGUGAAUAGCAUAAGCGGCUCAGCCGUGUGCGCAUUUUCCCUCCAGGACAUCACCGAUACCUUCGAGGGUAAUUUCAAGGAGCAAAGCGCGCUCAACUCAAACUGGCUGCCUGUACAAAGUGCCAAAGUACCCGAACCCAGACCAGGAAUAUGCUCCAACGAUUCUCACACUUUAUCGGACAUCAAUUUAGACUUCAUCAAAACCCAUUCCCUCAUGGAUGAGUCAGUGCCGAGCUUUUUUGGACAACCGAUCGUUAUACGCACCAGUUUUCAUUACAGGUUCACUCAAAUCGCGGUGGAUCCUCAAGUGAAGACACCAGGUGGUAAAACCUAUGAUGUCCUUUUCAUCGGCACGGACAACGGAAAAGUUAUCAAAGCGGUGAACGCCGAGUCAGCGGAUUCUCACGAAAAAGUCAGUCCGGUUGUAAUCGAAGAGAUCCAAGCGUUUCCAUCGACGGUGCCUGUACGUGGAAUAAAAGUCGUCCGUGCCUCGCAAGCCGGCGAUGGCUUGGAAGAUGGCCGGCUGGUUGUUAUAGCGGACAGCCAAGUUCAAGCACUGAGGUUGCAUCGUUGCUACGGCGACAGGAUACGGUCCUGCGGCGAAUGUGUGGCUCUUCAAGAUCCAUAUUGUGCUUGGGACAAGGUCGAGGGCAAAUGCCGAGCUCUGGUUGGUCCAGCGGCUACGGAUGCCAGCAGAUUUUUGCAAAGCGUAGCAACCGGCAUUCAUGCCUCCUGCCCGCCGAGCAAGGGAUUGAACAAGGACGCCAGUAGCGUCGGUGCUAUAUCCGCCAAUCAAAAUAAAUUCCCUCAAGACUCGAUGAUACCCAACAAGGAAAGCCAAGGUGGAGAAAUACUCAAUAUCAUGCAAAACGAAGAGCAAGACAAUUCAGGUCCAGAAGUAUCGGCCGCGGAUUCGCCCCCACCGCAAUACAGCGUUGAGACUUUGGUGAUUGCCGUAAUGGCUGGKGCAUUAGCAGCUCUGCUCUUUGGUUUUGUAGCGGGAUACCUGUGCGGCCGAAAGUGCAGAAAAGACGAGGACGAUAACCUACCGUAUCCGGAUACGGAGUACGAGUACUUUGAACAGCGACAGAACGUCAACAGGUUAGCACCGGAGCCAAAGUUACUGCCACAAGAAGAAGUUACGUACGCGGAACCUGUCCUGGUUCCCCAACCAUCGAAGAUGCACUCGCCAAAGGGGACCAUGAGGAAGCCACCGCCAACGCCAACGGAAACCCUCUUCCAGUUUCCGGACGGUUACGGUUUCCGUGGUCCGCGGGAUAACUUUGGUACCCUUCGUUCCCAUCAAGGGGACGCGUAUCGUCGGAACGACGGGUUCGCGACGACGCGUAGCGUCAAAAAGGUUUAUCUUUGAGAAACGAGCGAGGAGGGAGGUGGCCGUCACCGGAGCUUAGGACGGCCAACACGGAUUCGUCACAACGCGGGCUCAGCCGGUAGAAGUAGUCGCGCUGUGACGGCCUCAGGGGGACAGUCCACUCGUGAGUUAGCUGGCCCGAGGGCACUCGAGUCGCCUUCGCCAACCUCCAACGUCUCCUCGAGUUCCCCCUCCCCUCCCUCCUCGUCGCCGUCGCCAACCCUCGUACCGAUCGCGAUGAGUGGAUCGCCACCGCCGCCAACCCUAACGCCACCCUGCAGUUUCAUCUAUCGAUCAUAGUCGUCGAUUAUUCCCACGGCUAUCGCGAUCCCUUUGACGCUCUGCUUCUACCCUCCCCCCUAUCCUGGGGAGGACAGGAUACCUUCUUAAUCGACAGUCCUACUGCGCGUUCCCAAAAUGUAUAGAGACUCACGGAAAAGUCUGAUGCCAGUGUAAGUGUGAACAAGAGCGAAUGACGGAGCGAGAGAGAGAUUUAAUUUCUUUUCGUUUUGUUUGUUUUUUUUUUCUUCAUUAUUUUUCAUCGAUGCCACCACGAUGCCAUUUUUUCCCUCGAAAAAGUUUACGAGGAGUAAAAGCUUCUACGAUUCUAUCAGGUUAAGGGUUACCAAUUGACCUUUUCGCUGGUGUUAGACCAUUUGAUAUUGCGGUCGCUCUGUUGAAAUAUCUUGAAAUAAUGUUUCUUUCUGUUCAAAGCAUAAAAUAGGUGUCAGCGAAAGGGUUAAUCUGUUAGGCUUAAAUUCAGCUAUUCCAAGUUAUUCAAACGUUCCUCAUGCGAUCAAAGAAUGAUUCCACGUUGUUGCUUUAACUUGGAUUAGAUGAUCCGAGUUGUUAGGUGUAUCAGUUAGGCAGUUGGUGAGUAUCGUUUGGAAAACUUAGCUAUCGAGGCUCGCCCAGCUCGAGUCAAGCAGCCGAACAUGGUGUGAUGCUUCUGUUUUUCAUUACUUUUUGCUCGUCAAAACGAAUCUCGCCAAUUUUUCUUUCUACGAUACGUUAGUUUCACUUUGUAAUACUCGAGUCCUUGCGCGUGAUUGCUAAUGAGUAUGCAUGCAAAAGAACGCGAGAGAGAGAGAGAUUGAGAAAGAGAGAAUAUACUGUGAAAUAUUUUAAUUUUAGGAGUUAUACGAUUAUCGAAUCGUAGUUCUUUAGCAUGGCACUGUUUUACAGAAACUUUGGAUAAAAAGGAGUCCCGCGAAAGGUUCAAUCAGAAUUUGAUUCGAAAUUUCGUGCUUAAAUGAAUAGACAAGAAAAUGAAGAAGAAAAUAAAUAAAUAAAAAAAACAUGGGCGGUAAAGUGUUCCAACGAAAUCAGGCUCGAUUGUGAAAAUAGUGCGAACUAGUUGAUCGUAAUCUCUCCACUAUUUUAGAAAAAUUGUCUGUCACGGAGUGAUUGUAAAACUGUGCGCCAUUAGUAUUAUACGACAAGGCUUUUUUCGUAAAGUCAAUUAAAAAGAGUGGAAGAAAAAAAGAGAACGGGGGAGGAAGGAGGAUGACGAGAAAAAGAAGAAAAGAGAUGAUGAAAGAAAGAAAGAAAUAUAGAAAAG
Molecule: messenger RNA, 4827 nt
Organism: Polistes canadensis
Lineage: Eukaryota; Metazoa; Arthropoda; Insecta; Hymenoptera; Vespidae
Gene: Sema1a
Product: semaphorin-1A
Exons: 9
Coding region: 945-3266 (773 amino acids)
Biological process (GO): neural crest cell migration; axon guidance; negative regulation of axon extension involved in axon guidance
Molecular function (GO): semaphorin receptor binding; chemorepellent activity
Source: RefSeq, a predicted model, not a curated record